Molecule: messenger RNA, 3320 nt
Organism: Brienomyrus brachyistius
Lineage: Eukaryota; Metazoa; Chordata; Actinopteri; Osteoglossiformes; Mormyridae
Product: beta-4C adrenergic receptor-like
Exons: 2
Coding region: 574-1710 (378 amino acids)
Biological process (GO): norepinephrine-epinephrine-mediated vasodilation involved in regulation of systemic arterial blood pressure; adenylate cyclase-activating adrenergic receptor signaling pathway
Cellular component (GO): membrane
Molecular function (GO): beta3-adrenergic receptor activity; norepinephrine binding; epinephrine binding
Source: RefSeq, a predicted model, not a curated record
AGAGACUCGGAGUCCUGCGAGCAGUAGUGGGAGCGCGAUGCUCACACGCAGUCUGCACCUUUAUGCUUCGGCAGCGCCACUGCACACAGCCCAGCACUGCUUUCCUGAACUAUAACUCGAAAAAGAUCUUCUCACCCGUUUAUGGAUAAAACCGGCAUAUAAAGUCAAAAAUAAGGAUACAUCGUCCGAAUGCUGGAUACGUUCAUAUCAUCUGUAGUUCACGUGAGUGCGACAACUAAGGCGAAUCCGUGAUGCGUUGAUUGCAGGAGAAAUGGAGAACCGAGAAUGUAUUUUGUUAAUUUCCUCUGUCCUCCGUGAAUUAAAUUCAAUACGUGGUUAAAGUUUUGUACUUUUAGGACUGGAUAAAAAUUUAAAAUAUUGUUUUACAACAUCCAGAGAGGUUAAUUGACCUGCUGUCAUUUAUGUAUUUGGGCCAUUAGGCUUUGGAAAAAUGGCGUUUUUUCUACCCCAGGACUUCCAGAAUAACUUUUUGUGUGUCAGAUAUUUUUCUUUUUUUUUCCACCCCGGUUUCUCGUAUUUACUGACAAACUAAACUGCUGACCAACUAAAAAAAUGGACAUGCGCCAUAACAUGUCAAACUCCGAGACAGAAAUGUAUCCUCUGGCUACUGGUUUAUGGCUGACGCUGCUCUUGGCCAUAAUCUUUAUCACCAUCACCAUCGUGUUGGGUAACCUGCUGGUGAUCACGGCCAUCGCCCACAAUGCCUCGCUGCAGACCACCACGAACAUCUUCAUCACAUCGCUUGCUUGCGCCGACCUUAUUGUCGGUGUGGCGGUAGUGCCCCCCGGGGCCGCUAUACUGCUGACGGGGGAGUGGCCUUUGAGCAGGAUGGCCUGUGAUCUCUGGACAUCGGUGGACGUGCUGUGCGUGACGGCCAGCAUCGAGACGCUGUGCGUCAUUGCCGUGGACCGCUACGUGGCUGUCACACGGCCGCUCCGCCACAAAGCCUUGCUCAGCAAGCGGCGAGCCCGGCUGGCUGUAUUUGCUGUUUGGCUCGUGUCGGCACUCAUCUCCUUUGUGCCAAUCAUGGGCCAGAUGUGGCGCGAUGCCAACGACGUCAAGGCGAAUCAUUGCUACGACAACUCGACCUGCUGCGACUUCAUCACCACCAAGGCGUACGCCGUCGGCUCCUCCGUGAUCUCCUUCUACGUCCCCCUGCUGGUCAUGACCUUCCUCUACGUCCACGUCUUCCUCGUGGCCAGCCGCCAGGUACGCCUCAUACGGAGGAGCCGGCAGCGAUUCCGGGAGAAGCCCGCGUUGGAGGCCCCGUCUGAGAUGGCGUGGCAUGGCGAGGCAGAACAGGGCAGGAGCAAGAGGAGGUCAACUCUCCUGGCAGCGGUGGGAGAGCACCGGGCGAUGAAGACGCUGGGCAUUAUCAUCGGCACCUUCACCCUGUGCUGGCUGCCCUUCUUUGUGGCCAAUGUGGUCAGCGUCUACAAACGCGAAGUGCUGUCCAUUCUGACCUUCCGCCUACUCAACUGGAUGGGCUACCUCAACUCGGGGCUCAACCCCAUCAUUUACUGCCACAGUCCCGAGUAUCAUGCAGCCUUCCGGAGCCUGCUGCUGGGGUCCUGGCUACCGUCCGCCACACUCUACAAAGGCCUCAGAUCCUGGUGCCCCUGCUCCCCGGGUCCCAAAGAGAUAGGGGCCCCCAGGGGGGGGCUUCUGCCAGAGCCGCCUGCCGUCUGACCGUGGCUGAUGAUGACUUAGGACUUCCACAGGACUCACAGGGAAGUUUGUCGGACAAGACACCUGCAAGCCAGCUGACUGUCCUGGAUACCCUGACACCACCGUGGACCUACCAAAGUGCAUUCUGAUUGGGCAUCUCAGCGCUGAUGAUGAUGUUUCUCACCAACCAACGCCCCAGGCCCUUAUCACCAGCCGACUGCACUUUCCUUAGUGUGCUGGCUGAUACCGCCCUCUAGUGGCCACUUGUAGCAGUCUCACACUCUUUGCUCAACACAAUGUCUCGAGAUUUUUUAUUUUUUUUUUACCACAUGGAUAUCAGCUGGUGGUACAAUAUGGGCAUCCGUUGGUUUUGACUGACAGGAGCAAAUGUAGCAUGAAAUUUGCGGUGGAACUUGUCUUAAAUUAUUUGGUAUCAGAUCUUUCGCUGAGUUUAUCUCCAGACAAUCUCAUGUCAUUAUUGAAUAAGGUCUCGACCGAGAUAUUUACUUGCUUUGCAUGAACACACUUGGUCUUAAAAGGCAGGCAGACAUCCCAUGCCUGUAUUCAAUGUGGAUAUUCUGCCCUGGCAUUCAGAACAGGCUUUCCAUGGAAACAUUGUUUCCAGAUGUUCCACAUGGAUGUUCCAUGCAAAUAUUCCUUGCCGGUGUUCUGUAUGAUCGUUCAGUGCAGAUGUUCCGUGUUCAAUAAACACAGACCAAUCAGCAACUGCUUAUAAGCUGUGACAAUCAGAGACUGCAAACCACAUGGAGACCUCUCGUCUACAGAUACUGUAACAUCGGCCGAUGGAUGGAACUGAACCUAGCAAUAAAAAUGACCAUUGACAAUGGAAACAUCUACGUAUAUCAUACAUUGUUUUUGAGGUUGAUCAGAGUUACAAUAGACUAAAACUUCUGGAGAACUCAUUACAAUAUUUUCAAGCGACCAGAUAUUAUAAUAGAGAAUGCGCAUGGAAGGGAAGAUGCUGAGCAUUUUCUGUGCUUUGGUGUUGAAAUCUGUGUCAUGAGUCUUAAGCUGUGAGGCUGUUGGCUUUUUUGUAAAGUGACCCUUCUUUUCAGAUGUUCCUGCCAGAUCUCAUCAUAGAUGCUGAGAAGCAACCAGAGCAAGAUUCCAUAUGAGAUCAGAUCAUCUCUGCACCCAAAUUUAGGGCCAAAACCUGGAAAAAUAAUCACAUAGUUUGACUGCAGUUUUGCAUAGAAGCUAUUCUCCAUAAACGAUUCCCAAGGACAUAGAGGCUGGAUUUUAGACAGACCAGCUGGCUCAGAACUUUCACAGUAUUGUAGCUCCCGCCAAUGCAGUAAUUAUUUUCACCGUUCAGAGGAUUCUUUUAUCCAAAUCACUUAUGUAGCAUAAUUACACCGUUUGCUUAUUUGCACAAUGGGAUAUUUUUAAACUUAUUCAGCUAUAAAACCGCACAGUGGCUGAGACGAGACCCCACAGUGUUCUGGUGCCUUCUCUGCUGUUCAGGGACACUGUAACCCUGGGAUCUGCAUUCUGUUAGUGAGCCUUUGUGACACCCAGGGUGGUCGAACUGAUUGCGUGUGCAUGCAUAUGCAUAUACUGCUACAAAGUAUGCCAGUAUAUUCUGACUAAUAAACAAUAUUUACACAGGG